GUUUAUAAUAUAAAUGCCGUGCUUAAAGCAGUUUCCAACGGAGGUUCAAUUAAGGUACUCAUGUAGAAUAUACCGACUGUGUUUUUAAUUGAACUUAAUCAUGAAAUGCAUUUAUGUGGGUUUCUUUCACCCGGAGCAAUCGUGUUGAUUUUCGUGGAUGAUACAUCUCGUCAUCGAGGAUAUUUAUAAGAUGGAGGACAGAAAUGUGAUCAAAUCUCAAUAAUACCAUAGCGUGGAAUAACAAGGUGCCAUAAUGUGUCAUCGGAUGAGACACAUGUUGCUGAUAUGGGUAGGCUUGGUGAUAGGAAUUGUGACAGCCCAACAACAGACACUUUGUAAAGAUGGUAGGGCAGACAUUAUCUUCCUGCUUGACGAAAGCAGUAGUGUUACAAUCAGUGACUUUGCCAAAGCACAGCAAUUCCUCAAAUCGUUCAUGGAAGCUGUUAUCAUUGGACAAAAUGACUAUCAAAUAGGAUUAGUUCGCUUUAGUGACUUAGCCAAAACCGUGUUCAAACUUAACACCCAGACUACAAAAUCUGAGAUGGUACAGGCAAUAGAUGCUCUGGUACCAUUGGGUGGGGCUACUAAUACUAGUGGAGCCCUACGAGAGGCUGUCACUCUUCUUUCCCCGGCCAAUGGUAACCGGGGGGAUGUGCUCGAUGUUGUCAUAAUAAUAACAGAUGGUGUGGACAAUGUUGAAGAAGACAGAACUGCUUAUGAGGCAUCACUAACUAGAAUGCUACCGAGUCGAAUUUUUGCAAUUGGCGUUGGACCAGCCAUUGACAUAAAGGAACUGAAUGCGCUUGCUACAGACCCAAAUGACUUUCACUUGUAUGAUCUCAGUGACUAUACCAUGCUGGAUAGCAUUGUUGAGGAUUUGGUGCUAAAGACUUGCUUUCAACAAGGAUGUGGUUUGGAGGAAUCGGACAUUGUGUUAAUCCUUGACAUCUCGGGCAGUAUAGAGAUCGUCCAGUUCGAGGAGACUAUAUCAUUCAUCAAAAGUAUCGUCAACGAUCUGGAUAUCGGUCCGACAAAAUCCAGAUUAGGUCUGGUAACAUUUGCUACUGAUGUCAAUAUAAAGUUCACUUUGGAUCGUUACAACAAUAAGGCGGAUAUACUUGCUGCCCUCGACACGGUAACACAUUCAGGAGGUUCAACCGCCACCGUGCAGGCACUUAACACAAUGAGAACAAGGAUGUUUACUCUGGCGGCAGGUGAUAGACCAAACCACCCUAAUACUGCAUUCAUCAUAACUGAUGGAAGUUCCAAAGAUGGGAAUCCCUCUACCGAAGCAAGGUUGUCGAGGGAGAAAGGAAUACAGAUAUAUGCCAUCGGCAUUACGACCGUCGAAUUAAAUAUAGCAGAGUUGACAGACAUAGCUAGUGACCCUAAACAACAACAUCUUUUCUUUGUCGAUGACUUCGCAGAACUUGCUUCACUCCGUGGAACCAUCGCAUGCCUUCCACCAUUGGAGGAGGCAAACACGAUAGCUCCACCGAGUACCGAGAGCCCUGCCAGUACCCCUGCCAUGUCAACAGCAACGCCAACUGUGCAGCCACCAGGACCAUGGGAUCCUAGAGAAUGCAGACGUGGGCGUGCCGAUGUUGUGUUUGUAUUGGACAGUAGUGGCAGUAUCAGUGAUCCUAACUUCAUCCUUAUGAAGGAGUUCAUCCAGAACAUCGUCUUGAGCUUGGAUAUCAGCAAUACUACAACACGCGUCGGUGCUAUGUCUUUCAGUGACGCUGCAACACAGAACUUUGCGUUGAAUCAGUACUUCAGUAGGUUUGAUGCAGCAGCUGCCGUUGGAAGGAUUGAUCAUGAGAAGGGCUCAACAGCCACAGUAGCUGCAUUGAGACUCCUAAGGGAAGUGAUGUUCACCCAAGAAAAUGGUGACAGACCAAAUGUACCAAACAUAGCCAUUUUCAUUACCGAUGGUUCAUCCAAAGACGGUGCACCAAAGGAGCAAGCCAAACUCGCCCAUGAUGCAGGAAUCAAGAUAUUCUGUAUCGCUGUUGAGAGCCAAGAUCAGGGCAUUAGACCAGAAGAGUUUGCUGACAUCGCUAGUGAUCCAGAUUCAGAUUACCUGUUUAAUAUCGAUACUUUUGAUGCUCUGCCUGAGAUCAAGAAAGGCAUUUCUGAAGGGGCUUGCAUCAGGACUCCAAUAUGUCAGGAUGGAGUGGCAGAUAUCACACUGUUGUUGGAUGUUUCUGGCAGUGUAGAAAAGGUUCAGAGUAAUGUUCUGCUGGCCGCAAGGGCAUUGGUAGAGGACCUCAACAUAAGGCAAGAUGGUCAGAGAGUGGCAAGUGUUUCAUUCAGCGACGAGCCUAAAGUAGAAUGGCUUUUAACAGCUCACAAUGACGUCAACACGCUUGUAGAUGCAAUUGAUAGCAUCGAAUCUGUAGGUGGAGCUACAAAUAUCGCCCAUGCUAUCUCAACAAUGGAGAGCCAAGUGUUUCAAAAAGAUAAAGGUGAUCGAAGUAACGUUACAAAUGUAGCUGUGUUAAUAACUGAUGGCGUCUCAACGGUGUUUGAAACCCAGACUAUCGCACAAGCAAUAAUUGCUCGAAGAAAUGGCACUGGUACAUUGAUAUUUGCUCUGGGCAUUGGUCCUGGGGUCGACGAGGCGCAAUUGAGGCUGAUAGCAACUCCACCCUACCAAGCACACAUGUUCAUAGCAAGAGACAUCAAUGAAUUGUACGACGCAACUGAGAGCAUGGCAAAGCAUGCGUGCUUCAAAAAAGUUCAACCUUCUUCUGGAUCACCAUCAAGAACAAUUCGAGAGGCUGCAAACAUUGAUGAUCGGAUUUCCAUAUCAUAACCGAUAGAAUAACAAAUAUGCCAUCAAAAUAUAUGCAAAAUUAAUAUCAAUUAAACAUUGAAUACCUUAGAAGUUCACAAAUGUAACUUAGAAAAUAUCUGAAUAGUCAAUAUACAUGAACAACGUAAUAGCACAUUAUUAUGCAAAGUAUGAAAUGCAUUUUGCAAUUUUAAAGUAGUGUUAUAGUAGCAGGACUAAAAUAUAUACUUCGCUCCAACAGGCAUGUUAUAAUCUUUCUAUUCGUACUAACCAGAGUAUUAUUUUUCCUGUCCGUCGAUAAGGCAGGUCAAAUUAAAUUCAGAAAAACUGGAAUAAAAUGUAUAGAAAAAAGAUCUGAACUAUAUCAAGAUACAACCAUCCUCCGAACGCAGGGUUCCAG
This is a messenger RNA of Owenia fusiformis, 3197 nucleotides long. The record is from the annotation of a GenBank genome assembly. Lineage: Eukaryota; Metazoa; Annelida; Polychaeta; Sabellida; Oweniidae.